Hordeum vulgare subsp. vulgare (domesticated barley) is the source of this 1073-nucleotide messenger RNA. RefSeq names its product early nodulin-like protein 1. The coding region runs from base 194 to 856 and encodes 220 amino acids. Gene Ontology annotation, cellular component: plasma membrane. NCBI's taxonomy places the organism in Eukaryota, Viridiplantae, Streptophyta, Magnoliopsida, Poales, Poaceae. The record is from RefSeq and is a predicted model, not a curated record. The transcript has 2 exons. Gene Ontology annotation, molecular function: electron transfer activity.
UGCGGCAACGACCCCCGCUAUCGCCUCCUGCACGUUACGCAACUGACCUGACCUCCCGGCUUCGCCGCCGCCACUCGCUUCCGGCCUCGGUAUAAAAGGCCACUGCCACCAUCGGUAGAUCUCACACCAACACCACUGCACUACACCACCACACUAGCUAGUGCCCUUGCUGAUCCUUCCUCGGUACACGCCAAUGGCCAGCGUCGUCGUCCUCGCUGCUGCCGCCGCUUGCUGCUACAUCCUCCUCGCGCCCUCGGUGUCGUCGGCGUCGUCCAUGCCGGUGGUGUACAGCGUCGGCAACGGGAGGGGGUGGGCCGUGCCGGCCGUCAACGGCACCGAGACGUACAACCACUGGGCCAAGAGGAACCGCUUCCAAGUAGGCGACAUCCUGGAUUUCAAGUACGAGGCCAAGGACUCGGUGCUGCUGGUGAACCACGACGACUACAAGAUGUGCAGCACGGUGACGCCCGUGACCCGGUUCGCGGACGGCGACACCAAGUUCAAGUUCGACCGGACGGGCUUCUUCUACUUCGUCAGCGGCGUGCCGGGGCACUGCGAGGCGGGCCAGCGGAUGAUGGUGAGGGUCGUCGGGCACUCCUCGCUGGCCGCCGCUCCGGCCAAACCGCCCUCCGUCGGCGUCGGCGGCCGCGCGCCCAGCCCCAGCCCCAGCCCCAGCCGGGCGGUCUGGUCCCCGGAAUCCCCGUCGUCGUCCUACGGAUCCAGUUCUGGCGGGUCCACCUCGGCGACCGGUUUCGGACCCAGCCCGUCGACCGAGCCCAGUGGGGCGUCCAGGCGGGCUCUCUCCAUUGUCACAGGGCUUGUUGCCGGUGUUGUCACCAUGAUCGCGUUGGCGUGAUCUUACUUGGAAGAGGAGGGAGGUUAAUUACUGUAGGCUAUCGAUCGUUAGGUCUGUGUCAUCGGUUUAGGGAGGGAUUAAUGUUAGUCUUGAGAUCCAUAGGUGAUGGUAGGGAGGACAAUCUGUUAUGGAGUCUUAGGUGAAUUACUCAGGCGAGACCUUGGUGUCAUGCAAUCCAUUCGAUCCCGUCAAAUAAAAUGGAUAAUAAAUUUCGCCU